Molecule: messenger RNA, 2878 nt
Organism: Apis florea (little honeybee)
Lineage: Eukaryota; Metazoa; Arthropoda; Insecta; Hymenoptera; Apidae
Gene: Jasper
Product: JIL-1 anchoring and stabilizing protein
Source: RefSeq, a predicted model, not a curated record
AUGCAUAUUAAUGCAUACAAGCAAAUUAAAAGAAAAUUUUUUGCGGGUGACAAGGUUUUCGCAAAAGUUCGAGGUUAUCCACCGUGGCCAGCAAAAGUUGAGAAAGUUAUUGAUCCUAAUUCAAAAAAUUCAAAGUAUAGUGUUUAUUUUUAUGGCACAGGAGAAACUGCUGUGUGUAAAGUGGAAGAAUUAUAUACCUAUAUUGAAAAUAAAGCAAAAUUUGGCAAACCACUUCGAAGGAAAUUUUUUCAUGAAGGAUUAGUACAACUAGAACAAGAGCUUAAAAAUGAUAGAAAUAAGGCAUCAAAUCUUGCUGAUCUUAAAGAAGCUGGAAUUGAAGAAACGAGAAAAGAAGGUGAUAAUUUACCGACAGUUAGCGCUGCAGAUAGUGAUAUGGAUACAGGAUCUCUUGUUAUUGAUGAAGAAAAAAAGAAAUCUAUGAAAAGGAGAACCUUCUCUACUGCUGAUGCACCUGAAGUGAAGAAAAGACGCGGAAAAGCAAAAUCUUUAUCUGCAUCUACAAGUGAUUCAGUGAAACAAGAUGCAUUGGAUUCUCAGGGAGAAGAAUCACCUAAAGAAGUUGUAAGUCGUAGCGGUAGAAAAAUUAAACCCAAACGGUUUGCUGACUUUUCAAGUUCGGAAGAAACAGAUGCUGCAGAUAAAAAUGAACAUGGAAGAGGUCGUCCUAAAAUUAAAAUUGAAGAUUCUAAUGAUCAAGUAACACCUAACACAAUGCAUAAAAAAAGAGCUUUGGAAAAAAAAAAUAAUUUAGAUGAAACACCUAUAUUGGAAGGUACUGUGGUUUCUGGUGCGACAUCUUCAGAUAUCCCAGGACGAGUUCUAUUAGCAUUAACAUUUGCUGGUGAAUAUGUAGGAAUCAAAUUAGAUAUGGAUAAGCCAAAAUCCUUUGAAAGCGAAAAGGCUCGAGCGCAAUGGGAAUGGUCUACUGCUAGAAAUGCAAUGAAAAUGAAAGCACAAUUAGAAAGCGGUGAAAUUUUACCAGAACAAAUAAAAGAUUAUCUCGAUUUUAAUGUGCAUGUUCCAGAUGAAGAAAAACGAUUGUUAGCAAAAGAUGGUGUACUUCAUCGUAAAACGAAUAAACUAAGAUGGCUUCGUAUUGAAGCACAACUUUUACAGUUGGAUGCUCAAAUUAAAUCCAAUCUUGGAUUAGAUCGAGCAUAUCCGGAUAAGUGUUUGCAAGCAAUGGAUGAAAUGUUAUCACUUCCAAUUGAUCCCUUAAUGUUGAAGAAACAUCCACACAUUGUCGGAACUGUUAAAAGGUUGCGAAGAUAUAUUGGUAAUUUAGCUGAUUGGAAAUUAAAUGAUGAAGAAGAGGCAAUUUUCAAACAAAAAGCGGAACAAAUUAGACAAAAGUCUGAGCAUAUAUAUAACAAGUUUAAAGCUAUGUUUACUAUACCCGAAGGACAGUCGUUUUGGCAAUCAUUUUCAGAUCAGGUGGUUCAUUUCAAAGAAUUGACAAAGGAUAUGCCUGAAGAAAAAGUAUUCUCUUUAAUGUCUGAUCCUGCUUGUCCAGAUGCAACCAUAUCAGAAGAUUCACCUGCAGAUGAAAGCGGUAGUCAACUAGAUACAGAUGCACCUACGGUAGUUAAAUUGGAAGUGCCUACAAGGAGCGAGACUCCAAAAGAGUCAGAGGCCAAGUAACAUAGUGACUUUUUGUAUCUGAUAAUGUGAAAAUCAUACUUACUUUUUUUGUACUAAUAUAGUACAUUACAUGAGUGUCUUAAAGUCGAAAAAGAAUUCACUUUUUUUGCACUUGAAUAUCACUUUUGGAUCAAUUUUGACACUAUAUUUUUUUUAUGGGUUCUCUAGUAAAUUUUCUCAUUAUCAUAACUCAUCUUUUUUGUAAUAUCUGUAAACCUAGAAAACCCAUUAUUAUAUGAACGAACAGUCUGUACUCUGUACUCUGUUAAAAAUGUUAAGAAGAUUGUUUAAUUAUAUAGCACCUAAGAUUUAGAGUAGAUGUCAUUAAUUAUUUACUCUAUUCAAUAACAUAUUUCUUUAAUAAUUACAAUUCUUUUUGCGUCAUUAAGGCAAUACCAAAAAAGAAAAAAAUAUUUCUGAAAAGUAUAUAGAUGUCUUUGUUGUUUAACACCAUGCUAAAUUUAUCUACUUAAGUAACGUCAAAUACCAAUGUACAUAUAAAAAAGAAAAAUUGCAAUACUCCUCUAUAUGUUAAAAAUUAGAAACAUAACAUACUGUAGAGGUCAAUAAUAAUCAUAUAAUUGGUUGAUUUCAAUGCAAAUUUUCAAUAAGUUAUUGAAAUUAACAUUUUGCAUUUUCAAUCAAGUGUUUUCAUAGCACUUUAAAGGCAUAAUUGAAUAUCAUUCAAAUAAAAAUAAAAAUGUGCGGUUUAUCAUUUGUAUAAAAUAUUUUUGAAUCUCAGAUAAAAAUUUUUUUUUUAAUUUUUUUAAAAUUAAAAUUAAAUUCAAACGUGUUCAUAAAGCUGCUGCUGUUGUUACUGGAUUGUACAAAUUAGAAAAAUGGUAAUCUAAACAUUUAAAAAAGAACAUAAAAGACUUCAUAACUUAUAUGUAAUUUGAAUAAAUAUUUGUUCUAAAUAAGAUUUUUUAGAACAGAAAUUUUUGAACUCGUAUAGCUUAUUGUUAUAAAAUUACAAUUGUAAUGUAAAUUAUAUUAUCUCUUUUAUACGGUUAAAAAAUUAUAUAAAUAAACAUAUUUAUUUGCAUCCAGUACUUUUCGUAAUAGCACAAUAAUUGUUUAACCUCGCACACAUUUAUCGGUUCAUUUUAUUUAAAUUAAGUACAGUAUUUAUCUUAACAUAAAUGUACUUUUGUAAACGUUUGUCGAAAAAAAGAUGCUGUAAAAGUAAUAUUGUUAAUAAAAACAAAUUAAUGUA